Messenger RNA from Branchiostoma floridae (Florida lancelet), 4845 nucleotides. RefSeq names its product retinitis pigmentosa 1-like 1 protein. The coding region runs from base 1 to 4845 and encodes 1614 amino acids. Gene Ontology annotation, molecular function: calcium ion binding; Notch binding. Lineage: Eukaryota; Metazoa; Chordata; Leptocardii; Amphioxiformes; Branchiostomatidae. The record is from RefSeq and is a predicted model, not a curated record. The transcript is spliced from 12 exons. Gene Ontology annotation, biological process: Notch signaling pathway.
AUGUCCAUGAUUCCUCUUAGUUGCCCUGGAGGUGACAUCGGCCCGACUACCGAUGUUGCUCAUCCCGAAUGUGACGACAGCCUGAACGCCGCCGUGUCCGCUUCGGACAAGUGCGGGCUUCUCCAAGAUAGCGCCGGUCCGUUCGCCGUGGGACAUGGUCAGGUGGAUCCUUCUGGUGCCUUUGAGGACUGCGUCUGGGACAUGUGCGCCCGGGACGGAGACAUCCUGGGCCUGUGCGAGAAUCUGGAGGCAUACGCGGACGCCUCUCGGGACGCCGGGGUGGGGGCCUUUGCUUGGCGGACGGCAGAUCGCUGUCCUUUGGAGUGUCCAGAAAACAGCGCGUACUCUACGUGCACAAGCGCCUGCCCGGCGACCUGCACGACCAGCGCUCCAGAAAGCUGUUCCCGCGGCUGUGUAGAAGGCUGUGAGUGCGAUGAAGGCUUCGUCCUCAGUGGGCUUGCCUGUGUGCCACAAGAGGAGUGUGGGUGCACUGACGACCAAGGGCGUUACUACGUGCUUGAAGAGAGCUGGGAAGAGGAUGGUGAAAACUGCGCUUGUAGAGAAGGCGGCAGUAUCGUCUGUGAAGAAGAGAGCUCCGAGAGUCCUGAAUUAGAAGAGAGCUCCGAGAGUCCUGCAUCAGAACAGAGCUCAGAGAGUCCUGAAUCAGAACAGAGCUCACAGAGUCCUGAGAGUGCUGGAUCGGAAGAGAGCUCCGAGAGUCCUGAAUCACAAGUAAGCGCGGGAAUAGCGGAAGCAGAAGAGACAGUCCAAAGUCCCGAUGCAGAAGAGAGCUCCGAAACUACUGCAGCAGAAGAGAGCUCCGAGAGUCCUAAAGAAGAUAACUCCGAAAUUCUGGAAGCAACAGAGAGCGCCGGGAGUGCGGAAGCAGAAGAUACUGCCCAGAGUCCUGUAACACAUGAGAGCUCUGAGAGUUCUGAAGCAGAAGAGAGCUCUGAGAGUCCGGAUUCAGAAGAGAGCUCCGAGAGUGAUGAAUCACAAGACAGCACCGAGAGUCCAGAUGCACCAGAGAGCGCCGGUGAUGCGGAAGCAGAAGAUACUGCCCAGAGUCCUGUAGAUGAGGGCUCCGAGAGUACUGAAUCAGAAGAGAGCUCUGAGAGUCCUGAAGCAGAAGAGAGCUCUGAGAGUCCGGAUUCAGAAGAGAGCUCCGAGAGUCCUGAAUCACAAGACAGCACCGAGAGUCCAGAUGCACCAGAGAGCGCCGGUGAUGCGGAAGCAGAAGAUACUGCCCAGAGUCCUGUAGAUGAGAGCUCCGAGAGUACUGAAUCAGAAGAGAGCUCUGAGAGUCCUGAAUCAAAAGAGAGCUCCGAGAAUUCUGAAUCAGAAGAGAGCUCCGAGAGUCCUGAAUCACAAGACAGCACCGAGAGUCCAGAUGCACCAGAGAGCACCGGUGAUGCGGAAGCAGAAGAUACUGCCCAGAGUCCUGUAGAUGAGAGCUCCGAGAGUACUGAAUCAGAAGAGAGCUCUGAGAGUCCUGAAUCAGAAGAGAGCUCCGAGAAUUCUGAAUCAGAAGAGAGCUCCGAGAGUCUUGAAUCACAAGACAGCUCCGAGAGUCCUGAAUCACAAGACAGCUCCGAGAGUCCGGAUGCACCAGAGAGCGCCGGUAGUGCGGAAUCAGAUGAUACAGUCCAGAGUCCUGUAGCAGAUGAGAGCUCAGAAAGUCCAGAAACAGAAGAGAGCUCUGAGAGUCCGGAUUCAGCAGAAAGCCCCGACAGUGUGGCAUCAGAUGAGAGCUCCGAGAGUACUGAAUCAGAAGAGAGCUCAGACAGAGCGGCAUCAGAAGAGAGCUCCGAGAGUCCUGAAUCACAAGACAGCCCCGAGAGUCCUGAAUCACAAGACAGCUCCGAGAGUCCGGAUGCACCAGAGAGCGCCGGUAGUGCGGAAGCAGAAGAUACAGUCCAGAGUCCUGUAGCAGAUGAGAGCUCAGAAAGUCCAGAAUCAGAAGAGAGCUCUGAGAGUUCUGAAGCAAAAGAGAGCUCUGAGAACAGCUCCGAGAGUCCGGAAGCACCAGAGAGUGCCGGUGAUACGGAAGCAGAAGAUACAGUCCAGAGUCCUGUAGACGAUGAGAGCUCACAAAGUCCUGAAUCAGAAGAGAGCUUUGAGGGUUCUGAAGCAAAAGAGAGCUCCGAGAGUCCGGAAUCAGAAGACAGCUCUAAGAGUCCUGAAUCUCAAGUGAGCUCAGAGAGUCCUGAAUCUCAAGUGAGCUCAGAGAGUUCUGAAUCACAAGUGAGCUCCGAGAGUCCUGAAUCACAAGUGAGCUCUGAGAGUCCUGAAUCACAAGAGAGUUCUGAGAAUGCCGAAUCACCAAGUCGCCCCGGGAAUGCUGGAUCACAAGUCAGCCCUGAGAGUCCGGAAUCACAAGAGAGCUCCGAAAGUCCUGAAUCUCAAGUGAGCUCAGAGAGUCCUGAAUCACAAGACAGCUCCGACAGUCCUGAAUCACAAGAUAGCUCAGAGAGUCCUGAAUCACAAGACAGUUCAGAGAGUCCUGAAUCACAAGAUAGCUCAGAGAGUCCUGAAUCACAAGACAGCUCCGAGAGUCCGGAUGCACCAGAGAGCGACGGUAGUGCGGAAGCAGAAGAUACAGCCCAAAGUCCUGUAGCAGAUGAGAGCUCUGAGAGUUCUGAACCAAAAGAGAGCGCUGAGGGUCCGGAAUUAGAAGAGAGCUCCGACAGUGCGGCAUCAGAAGAGAGCUCCGAGAGUCCUGAAUCACAACACAGCUCCGAGAGUCCAGAAGCACCAGAGAGCUCCGGGAGUCCUGACUCAGAAGAGAGUUCUGAGAAUGCCGAAUCACAAGGUCGCCCCGGGAAUGCUGGAUCAGUGAGCCCUGAGAGUCCUGAAUCACAAGAGAGCUCCGAAAGUCCUGAAUCUCAAGUGAGCUCCGAGAGUCCUGAAUCAGAAGAUAGCUCCAAGAGUCCUGAAUCACAAGUGAGCUCCGAGAACAGCUCCGAGAUUCCUGAAUCACAAGACAGGUCCGAGAGUGCUGAUGCACCAGAGAGCGCCGGAAGUGCGGAAGCAGAAGAUACAGUCCAGAGUCCUGUAGCAGAAGAGAGCUCCGAGAGUCCUGAAUCAGAAGGGAGCUCCGAGAAUCCUGAAUCACAAGAGACCUCCGAGAGUCCUGAAUCACAAGACAGCUCCGAGAGUCCUGAAUCUCAAGUGAGCUCCGAGAGUCCGGAUGCACAAGAGAGCGCCGGUGAUGCGGAAGCAGAAGAUACUGCCCAAAGUCCUGUAGCAGAUGAGAGCUCUGAGAGUUCUGAAGCAAAAGAGAGCUCUGAGAGUCCGGAAUUAGAAGAGAGCUCCGACAGUGCGGCAUCAGAAGACAGCUCCGAGAGUCCUGAAUCACAAGACAGUUCUGAGAGUCCUGAAUCACAAGACAGCUCCGAGAGUCCAGAACCACCAGAGAGCUCCGGGAGUCCUGACUCAGAAGAGAGUUCUGAGAAUGCCGAAUCACAAGGUCGCCCUGGGAAUGCUGGAUCACAAGUGAGCCCUGAGAGUCCUGAGUCACAAGAGAGCCCUGAGAGUCCUGAGUCACAAGAGAGCUCCGAGAGUCCUGAAUCAGAAGAGACCCCAGAGAGUCCUGAAUCAGAAGAGACCCCCGAGAGUCCUGAAUCAGAAGAGGCCCCCGAGAGUCCUGAAUCAGAAGAGACCCCAGAGAGUCCUGAAUCAGAAGAGACCCCCGAGAGUCCUGAAUCAGAAGAGGCCCCCGAGAGUCCUGAAUCAGAAGAGACCCCAGAGAGUCCUGAAUCAGAAGAGACCCCCGAGAGUCCUGAAUCAGAAGAGGCCCCCGAGAGUCCUGAAUCAGAAGAGACCCCCGAGAGUCCGGAAUCACAAGAGAGCUCCGAGAGUCCUGAGUCACAAGAGAGCCCCGAGGGUCCUAAAUCACAUGAGACCUUCGGGAGUCCUGAAUCAGAAGAGAGUUCUGAGAAUGCCGAAUCACAAGGACGCCCCGGGAAUGCUGGAUCACAAGGUAGCUUCGAGAGUCCUGAGUCAGAAGAGAGCUCCGAGAGUCCUGAAUCGGAAAACAGCUCCGAGAGUCCUGAAUCAAAAGAAAGCUCCGAGAGUCCUGAAUCAAACGAGAGUUCCGAGAGUCCUGAAUCAAAUGAAAGCUCCGAGAGUCCUGAAUCACAAGAGAGUUCCGAGAAUGCUGAAUCACAAGGCCAAGGGCGCCCCGAGAAUGCUGGUCCACAAAACAACCCUGAGAAUCCUGAAUCAGAAGAGAGCUCAGAGAGUCCUGAAUCAGAUGAAAUCUCCGAGAGCUUGGAUUUGGAAGAGAAAUUUGAGAGUGCUACAGAGGUUGAAGAAGCCGCCGAUGAUGAUGGCAGUCCUGGAAUGUGCGACCUGAACCCCUGUUAUAACGGGGCUGCAUAUAUUGAUGACUGCGACCCUAACCCUUGUCAGAACGGAGGAGCCUGUACUGACGGUGUGGCUUCCUACACUUGUGAAUGUGCGGCUGGAUUCGAGGGAGAUCAGUGUGAAAUCAAUGUCGACGACUGUGACCCGAACCCAUGUUAUAACGGGGCCGCAUGUACAGACGGAGACGAUGCCUUCACCUGCACAUGCCUGCCGGGAUACACUGGGGAAUGGUGUGGAGAAGAUAUUGACGAGUGCGACCCUAACCCAUGUCAGAACGGAGGAGCCUGUACUGACGGUGUGGCUUCGUACACUUGUGAAUGUGCGGCAGGUUUCGAUGGAGAUCAGUGUGAAAACAAUAUUGAUGACUGCGACCCUAACCCAUGUCAAAACGGAGCAGCCUGUACUGACGGUGUGGCUUCGUACACUUGUGAAUGUGCAUCUGGAUUUGAAGGGGAUCAGUGUGAAGCAGGUACGUAA